CUGGCUAGCUGCUCUCAGUCCCACCAUUCUGAGUACUGCUAUCUCAAAGUGGAGUCUUCUCCCACAGUGGCCUGACUGCGGUCUCCAAGGCUGGAGUAGUUAUCAUGCCCGUGAUCCUGGGUUAUUGGGAUAUCCGUGGACUGGGUCACGCCAUCCGCCUGCUCCUGGAAUACACAGACACGAGCUAUGAGGAGAAGCGAUACUCCAUGGGGGAUGCUCCUGACUAUGACCGAAGCCAGUGGAUGAAUGACAAACUCAAGCUGAACCUGAACUUUCCCAAUCUGCCCUACUUAAUUGACGGGUCACACAAGAUCACCCAGAGCAACGCCAUCCUGCGCUACCUCGCCCGCAAGCACAACCUGUGUGGGGAGACAGAGGAGGAGAGGAUCCGUGUGGACAUUUUGGAGAAACAGGCCAUGGACAGCCGCAUUCAGAUGGGCACACUCUGCUACAGCCCCGAGUUUGAGAAACGGAAGCCAGAGUUCUUGAAGGGCCUCCCAGAUCAGUUGAAGCUCUACUCUGAGUUCCUAGGGAAGCGGCCAUGGUUUACAGGGGACAAGAUCACCUUUGCGGAUUUCCUAGUCUAUGAUGUCCUUGACCAGCACCGAAUGUUUGAGCCCACAUGCCUGGACGCUUUCGCAAACCUGAAGGACUUUGUGGCCCGCUUUGAGGGCCUGCCGAAGAUCUCUGCCUAUAUGAAGACCAGCCGCUUCCUCCCAAGUCCUGUGUACUUAAAACAGGCCAUGUGGGGCAACAAGUAGAUCGUGCACUGCCAGUACUGGUAGGGAAGAUCUGUCAGUCAGUGCACCCGUCACCCUGGACACUGACUGUGCCACAGUUAGCCUCCAGCAACUUCUCUACAUCAGUCUUCCCAUUUGUUUCUGUCUUUCCAUGACUUUCCCCUCUACAAGGGCUCCUUUUCUCCCCCUUUUACACUGCCUCUUGUCACUCAAGCGUCCUAAUUUCAGCUCCCUGUCCUCAGCAAAGUCCUUUUCUUCCCUUAUUUCUUUCUGACAUGUUUCUAACCAGACAACCUUUCACUAUGCUUUAAGCAGCUCAGCUGAUGCCUUAUUCCCCACUGUUUCCCAAAGAUCCACACUGCCUAGGAUGCAGGCUCAGUCUCCAGAGCGGGGUGGCCUGGCCUUGUUUGGUCGUUAAUAAAGUAUGAGCCACACUU
Molecule: messenger RNA, 1177 nt
Organism: Psammomys obesus (fat sand rat)
Lineage: Eukaryota; Metazoa; Chordata; Mammalia; Rodentia; Muridae
Product: glutathione S-transferase Mu 6
Exons: 8
Coding region: 105-761 (218 amino acids)
Biological process (GO): glutathione metabolic process
Molecular function (GO): glutathione transferase activity
Source: RefSeq, a predicted model, not a curated record